GAAAAUAUGGCGGAUGCGCGUUGGUAAAGUUAGCGACCAAUCAGCUUACGAAGAUGGGACGAUAGCUCGGGAAACGAUUGGAAAUGGUGUGCGGUAGCGCUUGGAUUAUAGGAAAAUUGUACGGUAGCACGGUUUGCGGAUGGAUGUAAGCGCGAGUUUCGUUCUGUCAUGGAUAUUAUCGAACGGUGUGUCAUAGCUUUGUUCGAGCAUCGUCGUCGUGCCCGUCUUCGUGCUUAUUUUUGUGCUAAUCGUCGUCGACGUCGCCGGCGUCGUCGUCGUUGUUCUUCUUAUUGCUAGAUUCUUACAAAGUAGCAGCGCCUCUGGGCUCUGGGUUAAGAAUCGCAAAGGGGCGUACGCGUCUUUUGCAUGUAAAUUCUCGAUUCCAAUUUCGUACUUGCACCUUUUGUUUUUCUCUGGUGCCCCGAGUGAAACACACUGCAAGAACGUCGGAGUGGAGAGGGGGGGGGAGAAAGAGAGAGCGUUAGAGAGGGAAAGGGAGCGGGAGGCUUCCCCGUGAUUUCAUUCUAUCGUCCACGUGCUUUCGCAGCUUAGACCAGAGAUUCUCAAGUGACGGGUGCGGCGGUGAAAGAGUGAAAAAGGCAGGAGAGGGGGACGGGUUUGGUUUGAUCUCUCUCUCCCUCUUUUUUUCUCUUUCUUUCUAUGCCGGAAGGUAAGAAAGAGUGGGGGGUAGAGUCAGUACCGCGUCGACCUUAGAGGAGUCUAGCGCUCGUUUCGUUGCAUCGCGUUUAGUGCGUGUUCGUCAGUGCGCGAGUCAAUGACGACCUCGUGAACGCGCGAGAACGCGCGUGCUCGUGCGACGAUGCGCGUUUUCCGCGACGUCGAAAAAGAGAGAGAAGAAAGCAGAGAAUAUUAAGAAGAAGAAGAAGAAGAAGAAGAGGAGAAGAAGUGUGAGAAGAAUAAAGGAAGAAACCAACGCUACGAAUCAUCGUCGAAUCGUUCGAUCACACGGCAAGAAUUUACUACGUGAUAAAAUACAAGCGCGCGCGCGCGCGCAUAUUCAAGAGAAAACUUGCAUUUUGUCUGCACCACCUCAUCCUGCCCCUUUAUUUCGAGGAUAUCAACAUUUCUCUUGUUUCGAAAGGUGUUUAUUUUCGAAGCGAGACACGGUGGUUGGGAUUUUCAAGAAGCGCCAAAGUGAUUAGAAACGUAAGUUAGGUGGCGAUACUUUCGAGUGAAAGGGUAAGAAACGCGAACUUGUUGUUGGUUGUUGUUGUUGUUAUUAUUAUUAUUAAGACGAUCAAAGAAAAGGAUAACAACAAAGGUGAUAAAUCGAAUAAAAUAAUAAUAAUAAGUGAAAGAAACUUUGAAAAGAGGAGGAAGUCAAUGGAAUGAUGUCGUCGUGGUUGUUGUUACCGUUAUUAUUAGUGUUGCUGUUUUUAUCGGCCGAUAAUAAUUGUCGUCUUCGUCGAUAAUCCUUUGGCUCUUUGGUGUCGCGACGAUGUCGAGCGGCACGGGGGCCGUCGUGCGUCCUACCGGCGCCGAGUGCAGGAAGUUCGCACCAAACAUAUUCAACAAGAGCAAGUGCAGCAGCUGCUUCAAACAGAAAGAGGAGCACAGUGCGGAGGCUCUGGAAUGCAAUAGGGCAACAAGAAAGAUUUCAAAAUGUGGAUAUCUGUUCGUAGCACCUGGCUGGGACUUUUCGAAUCCUCUAAACCGGACAAAGAGAUGGCAAAGAAGAUGGUUCGUUCUUUACGACGACGGAGAGUUGACUUAUUCGGUCGACGAGCACCCAGAAACUGUACCACAAGCGCGAAUCGAUAUGACACGAGUAUUGGAGGUUGCAGCUGCUGAGGAUAUCACCGGGCAUCCUUACAGCCUGGCCGUGACCUCCCCCGAAGGCGUCACCUUCGUUAAGGGCACGUGUCGAGAUGAAACCAGAUGGUGGGCCGACGUUCUCCAAGUUUAUUCGCGAAACAAAGGUCGGCACAAGAGAAAUGCAACAUUUCCUGGCAGCCAGACGACGAUCCUCCAAGUUACGCCGAACAUUCGAAGUAACACGCCGAAUCCGCCACGGCCUCGGUUCAAUAGCUGCCGAUCAGAACCUCGAAGCAAUGCCAUUUGGAUUUCGGAAACGACGGGUGGCUCUUCGGAGCUCUGCUCUUCCGUAUUUUCAUCGACGCCUUCUUUGAUCACCACCAGCGUGGUGACGAUGACGAGUUGCUCGACGAAUUCUUUGCUAAGCAACGGUAACGUAGACAGCAGCAACGUUUCGCCGUUACGAAGCAGUACUCCUUUGGAGAACGGUACGAAUGGCCCUUAUUUGACGUCGUCCUCGUCGUCAUCAUCGUCAUCUUCAUCGUCAUCAUCGUCGGCAGCGGUAGUAACGUCAGUUUCCAUCAACGGAAACGGUAUAGUCGUGAGCACGACUUAUACAACGACACCGACGAGUACCGUCGUCGUCUCUUCCUUGAAUACAACAAUCUCGAGCACUUUGUCCAAUAGUGGUUCUAGUAUCACGUUGACCGAAAAACCACCAAUGAUACCUAACGAUGGUAAAACAACCUACAGGGAUCAACCCGCCAGUGGAUCCUCUCCACCUACCAGAGACAAAUUAUGCGCCGAAGACAAGGCUAGACGCAGGUCGAACCAUCAACAAGGAGAGCAUGGAUCCAACGAGAAGUUAGACGACGAUGCAUGUCGAAGAAUAUUCUUAGAACACGAAAGAGAACGGGAAGGAAAAUUGCGGGACAUUGCCGCGUCAUUGACUCAACCGCGAAUUCGCAGGAUUAAGCCUAGGAGUUCCGAGCCAACGAGGGACGUCGUAGAUGCCGCUAAUGCGGUCCAUCGAGACAAACUCGUUAGAGGCGACCCCGACGGUUGUGGAUUAGAUAUUUCUAGCAUUAGAUAUUCACCGACCUCCGAAUUAAGGGUCGAUUUACCAGCGGAAAAUGUACUGAAUAUUAAGAAAGGUUGGCUAAUGAAGCAAAGUUUAAAUAAGGAAUGGAACAAGCAUUGGUUCGUUUUACGAGGUUGUGGCCUGAUGUACUAUAGAGAUCCUUGUGCGGAGGACAAGGGCAUCAUGGAUGGCGUUAUAGACUUGAAUACCGUUACUGCGGUUACGCCGUUGCAGGUUGCAAGAAAUUAUGGAUUUCAAACCGUGGCCUGGGAUGAAAGAGGUAGCACCGUCCUAUCCGCGGUGACAGCCGGCAUUAGAUCCAGCUGGAUGUCGGCUAUCAGAAGAGCGGCUAAUCUACCUGAUCCCGAUAACAAUGGGGAAUCGUUGCCGAUAUGUUCGGACAAUCAACAAGAUACUAAUCCUCAAUCACCGACAACGUCUAUCAACGAUCGUGAAAGAGAUUCGGUGGUUCCUCCGACUUCGAAUACGCCUCGAUCGGUCCUAUUUUCCUCCGAUGAAGAAUACAGAACCGCAUCUGAGGGUGGACGGAGAGAAUCCGGUGACUGGUCGGAAAUUCCGGUUUCGCCCCCUCUUAUUAGAAACGGCGAUUGGUCUUUACCAUUGAAGGGGUCCAACUGGUCAGACACGACGAAUCACGAGUGGUCGGAAUUACCACCUUCGCCACCCUUGACGAGAACUGCUCUUUCGAGGGUCAAGGCGAGAUCGAGGUCGAGUUCGAGAUCGCGAGUUUACAAGAGGAGUCGUAGUUCGCCACCGAGUUCGCGACGAAGUACUCUGGAUAGUGUCAGAUCGGAGGAUCUUAUGAUGGCCUGUUGCGAGUUGGGAGAAGACGAGGAGCAAAGCAACGGACAUAUUCAAAACAGCAGUCGCCUUUCCGGUUCGAACGACAGUCCUUUAAUCGUCGAGCUCUUGGAGAACCAAGUCUCCCUCUUGCGCGAUCAACUCGAUCACAAUCAGCCUCAUCCGAGCGCGCUGCUAGUCAUCGUUGAACGUCAAGAAAACGAGAUAGAGAAAUUAAAGUCGCAGUUAAACACGGCGCUGUUAGACGUGGCCAACGCCGAGAAAGAAUUGUCCAGAUUGAGGCAGCAAAUGGCAGAGGCGGUAAUCAGAGAAAAACAGGUGGAAGAAUUGCUCGGCACGAUACAGAGAACGGAACAACAGAGGAACAAGGAUCUCGAUGAUUUGGAGAAACUCAAGAAGGUCUAUUCGAGAGAGAAAGAGAUACUAGAAUGUAAAUUAUUGGAAACCGAGGCUAUUCUUAGAGAAACGAGCGAACGAUGCGAGAUGCUUACGAACGAGUUGUCAUCGAGUCACGGAAACGUCGAACAUUUGCAGGAAGAAGUGCAGGCACUUGGCGAAAGACUCUCUCAAGGUAUCGAAGAAAACGAACGAUUAUACAAUAGAAUGAGAGAACUUGAAGAAAGAGGUGGUCUUUCCGGAUCUCGGGAACGCGGUAGAAGCUUUGAUUCUCUCAGCGAUCUAACCAAUAUAGAUUUGGACAUGGAUCUAAAUAUGCUGGACAAGGAGAGGAUCGUUGAAGAGUACGACGAACUGCGGGUUCGAUUCGAGAAGGCCAUCUCGGAGAUACGUGCUAUGCGUAAAGAAUUGCGCGAAGCACACUCGACGCAGGAUGCAUUAGAAUUGGAGAUAUUUGCUUAUAAACAGGAUGCCAUCGGUGUCAGCGAGACGAAUCAAGCACAGGUUCAAUUGAUGGCUGCUCGUAUUCAAGAUUUAACCAACAAGCUUGCCGCCAGCGAGAAACAAGUCAGAACGCUCAAGCAGAAAUUGACGAAGGCGGAAACUAGGGACAAGAGGAGAUCGCUCUCCUUGAAGGGAAGAGAAUCUUUCCAGAUAUCUCAGGAAAUGGAGGAUAAGCUGUUGGACUUGGAAAAUAAGAUAUGCGCUAUAGAACGUGGUAAGAGCAUCGGUGGUGGUCCGAUUUCCUCUACCGGUGCUAGUUCAAAGGAAUCGAGUCCUACUUCGAAGAAAGAGAAAGAUAAUAAGGAGAAGAAAAAGGAAGGGAAACAUUUGGAUCGCGCUAGAUUGCGUAGAAAAUCGUUGGACAGCGCGACCAGUUCGGAACCUAUGAAAGUGUUAAUCAGAUUAAGCACACUGGAAACCAAAGUUGCGAGCGUAACCGAAAACAUGGCCAGCGAUGCGGAAAAAGAUUCGAGCGAAUGCAGCGAGAUGAGCGGUAGUGCGGCGGCGACUUCCGCCGGUAACGAGCUACCUUUGGAAUUUCUCUCGAGGUUGAAGAAAUUGGAGAGAGUCGUGUGGAAGUCGAAGCGACGAUUGGAAAAAUGUUUGGGUUCGACUCAGACCGAGGACAAAGCGGAGAAAUGCUUGCGCGAGGUCAACGAUAUUCUCGAUUCGUGCUUAGAUUGUAAGAAAGGCCAAGUCAGUGGUCAAAUCGGGGAAUCGGUAGGAAUAGUGGUAUGUAGAUUAGAGGCUAUACUUAAGGAUAAACUAAGCGAACUCACAAAGAGACGGCAAACGCUCGCAUCGAACGACCGCUUGGAUGAUAGGGAGAAAGUCAAGUUGAUCGCCGAAAGGAUAGCGUUCGAAUCCGUGAUACUUGGACGAUUAAAGCGCGCAAUCGGCGGUACCUUUGGAGAUAAGAGCGCCGUUCUCAGUGAACUAAUCGAAACUAGUCAGCUUGCCUCAAGCUUAAAGCAUAAGAUUCAUGGAACCAAGCCCAAAACCUACCAAAACACGAAUUACAUUCAGUAUCUUUCUAAAGUCUUAGCGAAUAAGUUAGUUCUCGUAGGAGGCGUUCUCCCAGUUAAAAUGGAGACAUCGCUACAACUUUGCAACGCUAGAAGCGAGAGCUUGAAUUUCUUGUUGCAAAAGCAAAAGGAAGUUGACGGUAUCGUCGGACGAUACAAGGAGACCAAAUUAAGAGAGCUGGCCCAGGCCUUGGCGGUCGAGACGCUUAAUUUGUCCGAUCAAGAUGACCAUCCCGCGAAACAAAUAAACCUUUCGAGCAAAAAAUUGCUCGAAGACAAACGUAUUCGCGAAGCUUGGGCUCUCGCUCAGGAGACGGUCAACAAGGAGCUUGUGCAAAGCGAGGUGUCACGCGUUAUAUUGCAUUGCGCGCAGAUCUACGAACAGGAUAUCUCGUCUGUCCUCGACACUUGUCUCAACUUUAACGAGGCCGGAUGCGUCGGCUUGGAAAACUGGGCGGACGAAACGCGAUCUAAAUUACGCCAAGAGAUUCAAUUUUCCGUAGAUGAAUUAUCCGAAGUUUACGAAGAUUCUCUUCGAACGAUGAAAAGGAACAAGAGUUUCGCCAAUGCGGAAUACGAUUCUCGUCGACUCUUGACUGAUUACGCCGAUGUAAUCGCGCAUAAAGCUUUAAUAGAUGCCAGAAUCUCUCUUCUACAAAAAAACACGAAACCGUCAACCUCUUUCAACGGUCAAAGCGGUCAGAGUUUUCUAUCUAGUCUCAUACGAAACGAAGACCUUCUCUAUCAUUUAACCGAGGAUAAAUCUAGUAAAUUCGAUAACGAUCUCGUUCUCGAAGCAGAGUGCAAUUAUCUUUAUCGACAGUUUGCCGAAGAGUGCGAAGAGAGAAUAUCUGGUAGGCAAGAAUCGAAGGAACGACUUAAAACGAUAGGACAACAUUUAGGAUAUCUCGAGGAGGACAUUUGUGGACUCGCCAAAACAAUCAAAGAAAAAACAAGCGCAUCGGCGACCAAAAUGGUCUGCCAGUUUCAACGUUCCAGUAGUGGACUAACAGAUUGGACAAACGUUUGCGAAAAGUGUUCUCACUUACGUGAACAAAUCAAAAGAUUAGCCGAUUACGUCGAUCGUAUGUCCUGCAAGCAGUGCGAAGAGUUACAAGAAACUAUAAAGAGGCUAACGGCUCGUCACGAGGAAGAGCUGAAAACGCUCAAGAGAAAUCAGGAGAAGGACAUAAUGGACAUAAAGGGUGAACUCGAUAAUCAAAGACAAUCCCUUAAGACGCAGUACGAGCAAGAAGCGGCUAAUCUACGAGAAAGGGCGAGAAAAUUGGAACAUAGAUUGAACGCUAUGGAUUCCGAACAUUAUGCUCACGUAAACGAACUGCGUGCCGUUUAUCAAAGAUCCAUAAGCGCAGAAUUGGAUACCGAUGCUGAGACGAGGAAAAGAUACAAAGACGAGAUUAAGCACCUCAGGGCACUUUGCGAAAAGGGAUUAUUAGCCAUGGAAAAUUCACAUCGACGUAUUAUUUCGGAAAUGGAAGAAAAGCAUCGACAGGAAUUGGAAAAUUUGAGAGUCGAGAAGGAGCAAGCUCUCUCGGAAGAAACACAAGCGACUUUGGCUGCCUUGGAUGCCAUGAGAAAAGCGCACGAACACGAGGUGCAGAAAGAGAUUGCAAAGUUCAAGCAAGAAUUCAUUAAGCAAAUGCAAGCUAGAGAAGAUAUCGGUGAGCUGCACAAAGAACACGAAGAAGAGAUGGAAGAAAUAAAGCAGGAAAUUCUUUCAUUAUCUGCCAAAUAUUCAUCGAAAUGCGUCGAGUCUGCUGCUUUGGAGGAAAAAGUAGGUACGCUUACAAAGCAACUUGCACAAGCGCAACAGCACAUAAUGCAGCUAGAUGCUAGGAACAAGCAGUUGAGGGCCCACUUUUUGGUCGAUUGUAGCGACGCUGGUAUCAACGAUACUAUUCAGAUUUUAAAAAGCGGAGAGAAUGACACAGUCGAACCGAAGGAGGAACUUUACAAGCUACCACAGCACAUAAAACAUGGGGACACCCUUCGUGAAACGACCGGUGUACCACAGAAAUCUUCGUCACUAAACACCUCGCCAGCGUACUCACCGCAGCGUGUAAGAAAUAAUCACGAAUUGAUGCAAGGAACGAGUGAGGAGCAGAAAUUAACGAGUGAACGCCCAAAAAGCUCCUUAUCCACGCUUCAAAAGUCCCUUUCGGCGGAUAAACCGACCAGCUUCUCGUACAAGCUCGAGCGAAUUAAAUCCAUAUCGUUGCCUUACUCGAAUAAUUUAGUUAGGCCGGGGAGUAGUACUGCUAUUUCAUCGCACGAUAGGAAAGAUACGAUCUUAACGCAAAAGAACGAAGAACAUAAUGGCAUAGCAUCGCCAUUAUGGGACAGCUUAAGACCAAGGAGCGGAUUGCCCCAUCAGUAUCAAGGUGGCACAGCAGAGAUGCGAAUCAACGGUACUGGCAGUCGGAAACAGGAGGACAAACAAAGUAAAAAGCAGCAACAAUCGGAGACAUACACCCUCCGUACCGACACUCGUCACCCAUCCUACCUCAGCUCGGAACCCCCAGCUCUCUCCGUUGCAGAGCUGAUGAGGAGGUCUCCAUUAUUGAGGUGGUCGAGCAGAAAUUGUCGUAGCUUGCCUCCUACACCUCUACCGAGUUAUCAUCAACCGCUCCACCCCCCACUCCCCGCGGUGGGCAUGGUUGCAGAGAGGAAGAAGCGUUUCGAACUUUAAGCCCUGUCCAUCUUUCGCUUAAAUUACCGAAUCAUCGAUUUGUACGCACGAGUCGCAUCGUUUUUUACGCUACGUAUCCAAACCGAUUUUACUAAAGCGUGCAAAAUUCAUUGUUCUUUUAUUCCUGUGCUCAUUUGGUAGCUCAUGCACAUUCUUUCCUUUUUUUUUUUAACGUUUUUCUUUUUUUUUUUUGUUUUUAUUGCGCAGAGAUUCAGGAAUUGAAAUGCGUGAAAACUCGACAUUUAAAAUGCAUUCCUUGUAAAUGUUAUUUCAAGGAUACGCAUACAUAAUUAGUAUACUUUGAUAAUGUGCAAUAAGUCGUGCUCAAAUACGUGCUUACCUUGUAUCGCAUCACUCUAUUGAGCAUGUUUAUAAGGUAAACAUGAUUCAAUAAUAAUAAUCGAAAGGAGUCUUUAGGCUCGUCUAGAAGGAAGUGGAUUCUUUACGUCCAUCUUCGUUUCAGGUGGCUUAUACUAUGAAUGUUCAUUAUACGCCUAUUCGUACGAUGGGUUGUUUUUGAGAAAGUUUAUCCAGAAAGUUUUUCUAAUUACAUUCAUAUACGAGAUCGACGCAAGAUCAACGCGAGAUCAACGCGGCGACGACUGUCCUUUGAUAUGCAUUUAAACUUUGAUAACAAAUUUUUCCGUAGAUACCAUUAGUCUCUUUGCUACGAACAACUUUAUAAUAUUUGAAAAGCGCUGUUCUUCGUUCUCUUAAAAAAAAAAAAAAAAGAAGAAAAAUAUCAUUUUUAGCCGAAAAAAAAAUUUUCUGCGCUACAAGCUUGGUGCGAUAAUUAUAUACAAUUAAACGAAGAAACGAGCGAAGAAUAGGGAAACAUUAAGUCAUGAAUCAUGUAAACAAGAAAAAUAAUUUCGUGAUAAUUGCUAUAGUAUAUAUAUCUACUAUAUCAACGCAUACGUAUCUCGAUGUUUAAUCGUCCGAGAUAAUGAUGAUAUAAUCUAUUUUAAAAUAUCUGUUUUGCAGAUAUCUACCUGUUACACACACACUUCUUAUGUUGAAAAAGAGUUAACAGAGAGUUCAUUUUAGCUGGAACAAGCUCAAAUUUCUAUUAUUCUGUUAUAUAUUUUUUAUUUUGAUAUUAAAAUUUGGUCUGUAUUAUGAACUUUGUGAUCGUGACAUGGAAUAAAUCUAAAUUAAAACUGUUAAUAUGCAAAAAGAGGAAUGAUAUAAAAAAGAAAGGACUUUUGUUGAUUUAGAAUCGAAAAGAAAUGUUAUGCUUGUUUUUUCUCUUGUUAUGUACAGAUUUUGCACAUAAUUAUGCCGUUAUAUCGUCGCAUUGUGUAUUAUCGCAUCUUUCAUCGUGUAAAUGUUUUCAGAUUGCGAUUCAUUUGAUGUUAAUACUGUAUAGUUUAUGAUGUUUUUUUUAAGAUAUCAAAUAUAAAUAGUUUGGAAUUAAUCAUUUUCCAUUGUAAAUGGAUUGAUUCUAUAUAUAUAUAUAUAUAUAUAUAUAUAUCACUAUUGUAUUUUACUUUACAAACCCCAUCGCGAUCCGUUAUUGCAGCGUAACUCGCAUGUUAUUAGAACGGUAAACGAUAUUAACAAAAUUCAUUAUCUCUUAUGUAAUUACUCAGGAUUGUUUAACAAUUAUAAUAUAUUACGAUUAUGAUAUUGUAUUUGCAUUAUAAUUUAUAACACGUUUGAAAUAAAAUAUGGCAACUAUCGUGUAUAUUUUGCUUUA
Polistes canadensis is the source of this 10013-nucleotide messenger RNA. RefSeq names its product protein outspread (gene osp). The coding region runs from base 1460 to 8314 and encodes 2284 amino acids. Gene Ontology annotation, cellular component: actin cytoskeleton. Lineage: Eukaryota; Metazoa; Arthropoda; Insecta; Hymenoptera; Vespidae. The transcript has 17 exons. Gene Ontology annotation, molecular function: actin filament binding. The record is from RefSeq and is a predicted model, not a curated record. Gene Ontology annotation, biological process: actin filament organization.